CUGGGAUCACUGUGUGUAGGACCACAAAACUUUAAACGCUCAUCAUGUCCACUGUCAAGGAGCAGCUCAUUCAGAACCUAACUGAAGAAGAUAAAACCUCCCGGUGUAAGAUCACUGUGGUCGGAGUUGGAAAUGUUGGCAUGGCGUGUGCUAUUAGUAUUUUACUGAAGGAUUUGGCUGAUGAACUUGCCCUUAUUGAUGCUGAUGCAGACAAACUGAAGGGAGAGACACUGGAUCUUCUGCAUGGCAGCCUUUUCUUCAACACUCCAAAAAUCAUCUAUGGGAAAGAUUACAAUGUAACUGCCAACUCCAAAUUAGUUAUUGUCACAGCUGGUGCAAGGCAGAAGGUGGGAGAAUCGCGCCUUGACCUGGUCCAGCGUAAUGUUGCUAUCAUGAAAUCCAUCAUUCCCGGCAUAGUCCAAAACAGUCCUGACUGUAAAAUACUGAUUGUCUCAAACCCAGUGGAUAUUUUGACUUAUGUGGUAUGGAAGAUAAGUGGCCUCCCUGCAACUCGUGUGAUUGGAAGUGGCUGUAACCUAGACUCUGCCCGUUUCCGCUACCUGAUUGGAGAGAAGUUGGGUGUCCACCCUACAAGUUGCCAUGGCUGGGUUCUCGGAGAACACGGUGACUCUAGUGUGCCCUUAUGGAGUGGUGUGAAUGUUGCUGGCAUACCUCUGAAGUCACUGAACCCAGCAUUAGGAACGGACUCGGACAAGGAACAGUGGAAACAGAUCCACAAACAAGUGGUGGAAAGUGGCUACGAGGUCCUUCGACUGAAGGGCUAUACCUCUUGGGCUAUUGGGCUCUCUGUGACAGAUCUGGCGAGAUCAAUGCUGAAGAACCUUAGGAGGGUGCAUCCUGUUUCCACACUGGUUAAGGGCUUAUAUGGGAUAAACGAGGAAAUCUUUCUCAGUGUUCCUUGUAUCUUGGGACGAAACGGCGUCACAGACAUUGUGAAAGUGAACCUGAACUCUGAGGAGGAGGAACUUCUCAGGAAGAGUGCAGAAACCCUCUGGAACGUCCAGAAGGACCUGGAAAUAUGAAGUCUCAACAUUCUACACUUUUACAGAUACGGGUCUCACCACAGAGCCUGGCUGGCC
Molecule: messenger RNA, 1100 nt
Organism: Onychomys torridus (southern grasshopper mouse)
Lineage: Eukaryota; Metazoa; Chordata; Mammalia; Rodentia; Cricetidae
Product: L-lactate dehydrogenase C chain
Exons: 9
Coding region: 45-1043 (332 amino acids)
Biological process (GO): carboxylic acid metabolic process
Cellular component (GO): cytoplasm
Molecular function (GO): L-lactate dehydrogenase (NAD+) activity
Source: RefSeq, a predicted model, not a curated record